GAUUAAAUUCAACUAUUCAUUAUAAACAAAUAAUCUCAAAACCAAAGAAUACGAUGAGUAUUAAUCAAACCAGCCAAGCUAAGGUGUGUUCAAAUAGGACUUGGGUCAAGUGUCAUCAAUAUGCUGCAUGAACUGGUCAUAAGAGUCGGAAGGCAGACUUGCUAAGCACUUCGACAUAGAGGAAAGACAACACAACGUCUAUUGGAUCACAAAGCAUGAAGGAAUUGCUAAGGGAGAGUUUUCACUUAUUCUUGCUCAUGUAUUUGUAUUUUGUUCAACGCAGCAUUGGCGCUACAGAUACCAUAAGUACAACCCACUUUCUGAAAGAUGGUGAUGCCAAUAUUACUUCACCUGAUGGAACCUUUGAAAUGGGGUUUUUCAGUUCAGGUAGUUCCAAAAAUCGCUACGUGGGUAUGUGGUACAAAAGCUUAUCUGUUAGGACAGUGGUGUGGGUUGCCAACAGAGAAGCUCCCUUGACCAGUGGAUCAGGUAUCCUUAAGGUUAUUGAGCCAGGACGUCUCGUCCUUCUCAAUGACACUAACAAAGUUGUAUGGUCAACUAAUACCUCUACAUCUGUGCAGAAUCCCAUUGCACAGUUGCUGGAUUCUGGGAAUCUUGUCGUGAAACAAGCUGGUGAUGAUAAUUUCCUUUGGCAGAGUUUUGAUCACCCAACUGAUACACUAUUACCAGGCAUGAAGCUUGGUUGGAACUUUUUAACUCACAGAGAGGUGUACUUGUCAUCGUGGAAGACCCAAGAGGAUCCAGCUCCAGGUGAUUAUACAUAUCACUGUGAUCCUUCUGGAUAUCCACAGAACAUCCUGAAGAAGGGGUCAAAUGUUGUCUAUCGAUCAGGGCCGUGGAAUGGUCUUCAUUUUAGUGGAACAAGAAACCCAAGAGGCAGUCAUUUAUACAAAUAUGAGAUAUUCUCAAGUAAGACACAGGUUUAUUUUGGAUAUAAGCUCAUAUCUUCAGUUAUCACAAGGUUGAUACUUAAUCAGAAUGGUGCCCUAAAACUUUGGACUUGGGGUGAUCAUGUAUCUGAUUGGAUCCCUCAACUCUCAAUACCCGCAGAUAACUGUGAUGCUUACAAACUGUGUGGCGCAUACGGGACUUGCAACAGUCAAGAUUUUACUGUAUGUAGAUGCUUAGACAGAUUUGUGCCCAACAAUAGUGAAGCUUGGAAGAAGAGAAACUGGUCAGGUGGCUGUGUUCGGAAAACAGAACUAAAUUGCCUUCAAGGACAUAGAUUUUUGAAGUAUUCACAUAUCAAAUUGCCAGACACACGGAAUUCCUGGUCCGAUGUGACUAUGACACUUGAAGAAUGCAAGAAUACCUGCUCUAAAAAUUGCUCUUGUAUGGCUUAUGCAAAUCCUGACAUACGCAAUGGAGGAAGUGGAUGCUUGUUGUGGUUCGAGGAUCUGCUUGACAUUAAGGUGGUUUCCGAUGAAGGUCAAGAUAUCUACAUAAGAAUGGCUGCUUCUGAACCAGAUAGUCUGGAGAAAUCAGAUGGAAAGAAAAGAAAAGUACUUUUCUGGAUUCUGCCAUUAUCAGUUGGUCUGAUUCUGGUAAUUCUUAGCAUGUUGAUCUUCCAUAGAAGAAGGAAGAAGGCUUUACAGCUCAAAAGGAAAGGUAGGUCCGGACGCAAUGGCAACUACAAGAUGGAUCAUAGUGGUAAUUGUGAGGAAGAAUUUGAGAUACCAAUGUUUGACUUAUCUACCAUAAUGAAGGCUACCAAUAACUUUUCAAUAGACAGAAAGAUUGGAGAGGGGGGCUUUGGACCGGUUUACAAGGGCAUACUUGAAGGACGGGAAAUAGCUGUCAAACGGCUGUCCAGAACUUCCAAACAAGGAGAAGGUGAGUUCAAGAAUGAAGUUUUAUAUGUUGCAAGACUUCAGCACAGGAAUCUGGUGAAGAUUCUUGGUUGCUGCAGUGACGGGGAAGAAAAGAUGUUGAUCUAUGAGUACUUGCCGAAUGGGAGUCUUGAUUCAUUUAUAUUUGAUGACACACAAAGCAAGGCAUUAGACUGGCCUAAGCGAUUUCACAUUAUCAAUGGUAUAGCUCGGGGACUUAUGUAUCUGCAUCAAGAUUCUCAAUUGAGAAUAAUUCACAGAGACCUGAAAGCUAACAACAUUCUGCUAGACAAGGACAUGAAUCCAAAGAUAUUAGACUUCGGCUUGGCAAAAAUAUGUGAAGAGGAUGACAUUGGAGCCAUGACAAACCGAGUAGUUGGAACAUAUGGGUACCUCUCACCGGAAUAUGCAUUGCACGGAAAAUACUCAGUAAAAUCAGAUGUAUUUAGCUUUGGUAUUUUAGUAUUGGAAAUUGUCAGUGGGAAAAGCAACAGAAAAUUCUCUCAUCCAGAUCAUAACCUUAAUCUACUCGGGCAUGCAUGGAAACUUUAUAUACAAGGUAGGUCAAUAGAACUACUUGAUGAAUGCCUAGGUGAUUCUUGUUCAACAUCUGAAGUGGUACGAUCAAUUAGUGUUGGUUUAUUAUGUGUCCAACAAUGUCCUGAAGAUCGUCUAAGUAUGUCUUCCGCAGUUCUGAUGUUAAACAAUGAAGGUGUGUUGCCGUUGGCUAAACAACCAGGUUUUUACAUAGAAGGAAAUGCACCGGGUGGUGAUUUCACUCCUAGCCAAUCUGCACAGAUUACAGUGAGUGACACCCCCAUCACAAUACUAGCUGUGUAUCAACUAUGUCAAACAUAUGUAGGAAGCUUGCUGACUGGCUGUUACUUUGAUUUGCGCAGUAUAUCUGAUACUACUCGAAGCAUGAACGUGCCAUUAAACGCAGUUGUUUUUGGCACAUUCAUGCUUGUAGUCUUUUCUUCCAUCUACCUAUGUUUUUGCGCUACAGAUACAAUAACUACGACAGAUUUUCUCAAAGAUGACGAGGACAAUUUUAUUGUAUCACGUGGUGGAACCUUCGAAAUGGGAUUCUUCAGUCCAGGUAAAUCCAAUAAUCGCUAUGUGGGGAUAUGGUACAAGAACAUAUCUGUUAGGACCGUGGUGUGGGUCGCGAAUAGAGAAGCUCCUCUGACUAGUACAACUGGUAUUUUGAAGGUCAUUGAGCCAGGAAUUCUUGUCCUUCUCAAUGACAGUAGCAAUGUUGUAUGGUCAACUAAUACUUCGAGAUCCGUGCAAAAUCCAGUAGCACAGUUGCUGGAUUCAGGGAAUCUUGUUGUGAAACAAUCACAAUCUGGUCAUGGUGUUAGUGAUGGGAAUUUGCUUUGGCAGAAUUUUGAUCACCCAACUAAUACACUAUUACCAGGCAUGAAGCUCGGUUGGAACUUUGUAACAGGACGAGAGGUGUACUUGUCAUCAUGGAAGAAUGAGGAGGAUCCAGCUCCUGGUGAUUAUACAUAUCAUUGUGAUCCUUCUGGUUAUCCACAGAACAUCAUGAAGAAGGGAUCAGAUGUUGUAUAUCGCUCUGGACCGUGGAAUGGUCGUUCUUUCAGUGGAUCACAAAACUCAAGAGAAUGUCCUUACUAUACAAUUGGAGUAUUUACAAGUAAGACAGAGUUGUACUUUGGAUAUAAGCUCACGUCUUCAGUUAUCGUGAGGUUGAUAUUGAGUCAGAAUGGUGUGUUACAACUUUGGACUUGGGGUGACGGAAAACAAGGUUGGGUCCCUUUCCUCUUAAUACCCGCAGAUAACUGUGAUACGUAUAAGUUGUGUGGUGCAUAUGGUAGCUGCAACAGUCAAGAUUUUCCAGUAUGUGGAUGCUUAGACAAAUUCGUUCCCAACAAUAGUGAAGCUUGGAAGAAGACAGAUUGGUCAGGUGGCUGUGUUCGGAGAACUGAACUAAAUUGCCUUAAAGGAGACGUAUUUUUGAAGUAUUCACAUAUCAAAUUGCCAGACACACGGAAUUCCUGGUCUAAUGUGACUAUGACACUAGAAGAAUGCAAGGAUUUCUGCUCAAAAAAUUGCUCUUGUAUGGCUUACUCAAAUGCUGAUAUACGCAAUGGAGGAAGUGGAUGCAUAUUGUGGUUAGAGGAUCUGCUUGACAUUCAGCAGGAAUCCAACGGAGGGCAAGAUAUCUACAUUAGAAUGGCUGCUUCUGAAGCAGAUAAUCUGGAGAAAUCAGAUGGAAAGAAGCGAAAAGUACUUCAAUGGAUUCUGCCAUUUGCAGUUGGUGCGGUUCUGGUAAUUCUUAGCAUGCUGAUCUAUCAUAGAAGAAAGAAGAAGACUUUAGUAAUCAAAAAGAAAGGUAGUUCGGGAUUAAAUGGCAGCUCCAAGAUGGAUUACAGUGGUAGUUGUGCUGAAGAAUUGGAGAUACCGCUGUUUGACUUAUCUACCAUAAUGAAGGCUACUAAUAACUUUUCAAUCGACAGAAAAAUUGGAGAGGGGGGCUUUGGACCUGUUUACAAGGGAAUACUUGAAGGACUGGAAAUAGCUGUCAAGCGUCUGUCUAGAACAUCCACACAAGGAGAAAAUGAGUUUAUGAAUGAAGUUGUAUAUAUUGCCAAACUUCAGCACAGAAAUCUGGUGAAGAUUCUUGGCUGUUGUAUUGAAGGGGAAGAAAAAAUGUUGAUAUAUGAGUACUUGCCAAACGGCAGUCUUGAUUCAUUCAUAUUUGAUGAGACACAAACAAAGGUACUAGACUGGCCUAAACGAUUUUACAUUAUCAAUGGUAUAGCUCGGGGACUUAUGUAUCUGCAUCAAGAUUCACAAUUGAGAAUAAUUCACCGGGACCUGAAAGCUAACAACAUUCUGCUAGACAAGGACAUGAAUCCAAAGAUAUCAGACUUCGGCUUGGCAAAAAUAUGUGAAGAGGAUGACGUUGGAGCCAUGACAAACCGAGUUGUUGGGACACAUGGGUACCUCUCACCGGAAUAUGCAUUGUACGGGAAAUACUCAGUAAAAUCAGAUGUAUUUAGCUUUGGUAUUUUAAUGUUGGAAAUUGUAAGUGGAAAAAGCAACAGAAAAUCCUGUCAUCCGGACUAUAACCUUAAUCUACUUGGCCAUGCAUGGAAUCUCUAUAAAGAAGGCAGGUCAACAGAACUACUUGAUGAAUGUCUAAGUGAUUCUUGUUCAACACAUGAAGUGGUACGAUCAAUCGGUGUUGGUCUAUUAUGUGUCCAGCAAUGUCCUGAAGAUCGUCCAAAUAUGUCUUCUGCGGUUCUGAUGUUAAACACUGAAGGUGUGUUGCCGUUGGCUAAACAGCCAGGUUUUUACAUAGAAGGAAAUGCACCUAGUAGUGGUGCAUUUUCUUCUAGCCAAUAUGCAGAGAGUACAGUGACUGAGACCCCUAUCACAAUACUAACUGCCCGAUAGAAGAUAUUGUUUUACUGUUCGUUACAGUCUUGCAGUUGUAAUAAUCUUUUCUUUUAAGUCUUUGAAGCAAUGUGGUGAAAAAAAUUUGUUCAUGAUUCUGCUUUUUUGGUGUAUCAACUAUGGAAGAUCUUCUUCAUGAAGAAGAGAUAGUCCAAAGCACACGUGUGUUGGUGGAAGGUAACAACAGUGCGCGUAGGGUGGAUAAAUUUAUAUUU
This is a messenger RNA of Solanum tuberosum (potato), 5491 nucleotides long. RefSeq lists its product as uncharacterized. Bases 216 to 5276 code for a protein of 1686 amino acids. Lineage: Eukaryota; Viridiplantae; Streptophyta; Magnoliopsida; Solanales; Solanaceae. Gene Ontology annotation, molecular function: protein kinase activity; ATP binding. The record is from RefSeq and is a predicted model, not a curated record. Gene Ontology annotation, biological process: recognition of pollen; protein phosphorylation. The transcript has 15 exons.